This is a messenger RNA of Leptopilina boulardi, 2074 nucleotides long. RefSeq names its product probable serine incorporator (gene TMS1). The transcript is spliced from 10 exons. Bases 179 to 1570 code for a protein of 463 amino acids. Gene Ontology annotation, cellular component: membrane. The record is from RefSeq and is a predicted model, not a curated record. NCBI's taxonomy places the organism in Eukaryota, Metazoa, Arthropoda, Insecta, Hymenoptera, Figitidae.
CAGCUGAUUCAUUAUCAUCAAUUAUCAUUGUUGUGUGUAGUUUAGGUCAGUUCAUCUUUCGAUUAAAUCAUUAAAAUCAUUGGAAAUUUUUUGCUAAAAACGAGGAGUAAUUUCACUUUAGUGAUUUUCUAAACAAAGUUACAGUGAAAUACUUAUACGUGGAUAGUAAUCAAGAAAAAUGGGUCUCGUUUGCUCCACCGCACAGCUCGCGUGCUUGUGUGGAAGCACUGCGUGCAGCUUUUGUUGCUCGCAAUGUCCAACAUGUCGAAAUAGUACGAGUACAAGAAUAAUGUACGCAUUAAUGCUAAUGCUUGGAACAAUUGCAGCUUGUAUUACAUUGGCCCCGAGUCUUCAAGAUUUACUUAAAAAGGUGCCAUUCUGUGCAAACAGUACUAAUUACGUUCCUUCUUCAUUUACCUUCGAUUGUCAAUCAGCUAUUGGAUAUUUAGCAGUCUAUCGAAUAUGUUUUGUUCUCACACUUUUCUUCUUUCUUAUGUCAGUGAUGAUGCUUCGAGUUCGAACCUCAAAAGAUCCUCGAGCUCCUAUUCAAAAUGGUUUUUGGGCGAUUAAAUAUUUAUUGGUGAUUGGCGGAAUAAUUGGAGCGUUCUUUAUUCGUGAGGGUUCAUUCGGUCCAACAUGGAUGUAUUUUGGAAUGAUAGGAGGAUUUCUAUUCAUUAUGAUACAAUUAAUUUUAAUUGUCGAUUUUGCACACACUUGGGCAGACGCUUGGGUGGGAAAUUAUGAAGAAACUGAAUCCAAAGGCUGGUACGCUGCCUUGCUUGGUGCUACUUUCUUGAAUUAUGCACUUUCAAUCACGGGAAUUGUUUUACUUUACGUCUACUUCACCUUGCCACAUGAUUGCGCUCUGAAUAAAUUCUUCAUUUCCUUCAAUUUGAUUCUCUGCGUUAUUUCAAGCGCCAUUUCGAUUUUACCAAGUGUUCAGGAAAAUCAACCUCGUUCUGGCCUUUUGCAAUCGUCAAUUGUCACUUUAUACGUCAUCUACUUGACCUGGAGCGGUGUUUCAAAUAGUCCAGAUCAUGUCUGCAAUCCAGGAAUGCUUGGAAUUAUAAGUGACAAAGAUAUUUCCGCUCAAAAUAAAAUUGCAUUCGAUAAAGAAAGUGUAAUUGGUCUUAUAAUUUGGUUCAGUUGCGUUCUCUACAGUUCAUUGCGCACUGCUUCGAAAUCAUCAAAAAUAACAAUGUCCGACACUGUACUCGCCAAGGAUACUGGGGCUGUUCAAAACAAGGAUUCAUCGCUUAUUGACAAUGAAGAUUAUGUUUCAGUAGAAGGUCGCAAUGGAGACGUCGAGGGUAAUGAGGCCAAAGUCUGGGACAAUGAAGAAAACACAGUCGCUUACAAUUGGAGUUUUUUCCAUUUGAUGUUUGCCCUGGCAACUUUGUACGUGAUGAUGACUCUCACAAAUUGGUACAAGCCAAAUUCAUCACUGGAAACAUUGAAUUCAAACACAGCAUCCAUGUGGGUGAAAAUAAUAUCAUCAUGGCUGUGUCUCGCACUUUACAAUUGGUCACUCGUUGCUCCAGCACUUCUGCCGAAUCGUGAUUUUUCUUAAAGUGAUGAAAAAUAUAAUUAAUUUUUAAAAUUUUUGUUUUACAAAAAAGGUAUGAGAUUUUCUUUCUACUGCGCGCGUAUUUUAUAUUUGCAAAACAGAAACAAACAAAAUUCUAACUGCGAAAUAAUUAAGACGACAAAUAAUAUUAGCGUAUAUAUAUAUAUAUAAUCAACAGCAGUUGAUAACGUCGAAUUGAAUAGUAUAAUAUAUUUUUACUGUUAGUAACUAGUCAAUUGACAAAUUCAAAAAAAAAAUUUACGUUUAUUUGUAACGUCCAUUUUGCAGGUAAGAUUUAAUGCAUCGCUGCGCGCUUUGAAUGUACAAUUAAACUUUAAUAACACGAAUCACCAAAAAAGGCAAAAAAUUAAUUAAAUUUGUAAUUAUUUUAAUAAUCUAUUUAUUAAAAUAAUCUCUGUUAAAUAAUUUAAUUUUGUUAGCCUACAAUUAUUUAGAUAAUAAAUAAUAAAAUAUUUAUAAUUAGAGAAAUUGAAGUUUCAAAUUCGC